AUGCUUGAGCUUGACUCAUGCGCUCCUUGUGCCACACACUUUGGAUCCUCGAAAUCGUCAUUGUCCACCGAUGAUGGUCUGUUUCAGGAUAUCACUCUCUAUCGCAGUAUGGUUGGUGGUCUUCAAUAUCUCACUCUCACUCGGCCUGACAUUGCUUUUGCUGUGAAUCAAGUUACUCAAAGAUGGUCUGCUCCCACUCAUCGCUACCUUAAGGGUAUUCUAUUAUGUGGUCUCACUUUUCAUCGUGACCUUGGUCUUCAUCUACUAGCCUAUUCUAAUGCUGAUGGGCGAUUGAUGUCGCCACCUGUAGCUCUAUCACUAGCGAUUGUGUUUUUCUUGGUCGCAAUUUGA
Molecule: messenger RNA, 351 nt
Organism: Pistacia vera
Lineage: Eukaryota; Viridiplantae; Streptophyta; Magnoliopsida; Sapindales; Anacardiaceae
Exons: 1
Coding region: 1-351 (116 amino acids)
Source: RefSeq, a predicted model, not a curated record